AUGGCUCCGAUCACCACCAGCAGGGAAGAAUUUGAUGAAAUUCCCACAGUGGUGGGGAUCUUCAGUGCCUUUGGCCUCGUCUUCACAGUUUCUCUCUUUGCCUGGAUCUGCUGUCAGAGAAAAUCAUCCAAGUCCAACAAGACCCCUCCAUACAAGUUUGUACAUGUGCUUAAAGGAGUUGAUAUUUAUCCUGAAAACCUAAAUAGUAAAAAGAAGUUUGGAGGAGAUGAAAAGAAUGAAGUCAAGAAUAAGCCAGCUGUGCCAAAGAAUUCACUGCAUCUUGAUCUUGAGAAGAGAGAUCUCAAUGGCAAUUUCCCCAAAACGAAUGUCAAAGCUUGCAGCCCUCCUGAUCUGGAUAGUGUAACCCACAAGGUCUUUCCAGAAGGAGAAAAAGAGGCAGUGUCCCCUGAUAGCCUAAAAUCCAGCACUUCCCUUAGUUCAGAAGAGAAACAAGAGAAGCUGGGAACCCUCUUUUUCUCCUUAGAGUACAACUUUGAGAAGAAAGCCUUUGUGGUGAACAUCAAAGAAGCUCGUGGCUUGCCAGCCAUGGAUGAACAAUCCAUGACCUCUGACCCCUACAUCAAAAUGACGAUCCUCCCAGAGAAGAAGCACAAAGUGAAAACCAGAGUGCUGAGAAAGACCUUGGACCCAGCUUUUGAUGAGACCUUCACAUUCUAUGGGAUCCCCUACACUCAGAUCCAAGAGCUGGCUCUGCACUUUACCAUCUUGAGUUUUGACAGGUUUUCCAGAGAUGAUAUCAUUGGAGAAGUCCUUAUGCCUCUUACAGGAAUUGAAUUGUCUGAUGGAAAAAUGCUAAUGACCAGAGAGAUCAUCAAGAGAAAUGUUAGGAAGUCCUCUGGCCGGGGCGAGUUACUGAUCUCUCUCUGCUAUCAGUCCACCACAAAUACUCUCACUGUGGUUGUCUUAAAGGCUCGACACCUGCCUAAAUCUGAUGUGUCUGGACUUUCAGAUCCCUAUGUAAAAGUGAAUCUGUACCAUGCCAAAAAGAGAAUCUCCAAAAAGAAGACGCACGUGAAGAAAUGUACCCCCAAUGCGGUGUUUAACGAACUGUUUGUGUUCGAUAUUCCUUGUGAGAGUCUUGAAGAAAUAAGUGUGGAAUUUCUAGUUUUGGAUUCAGAGAGAGGGUCCCGAAAUGAAGUGAUUGGGCGGUUGGUCCUGGGUGCAGCAGCCGAAGGAACGGGCGGGGAACACUGGAAGGAAAUCUCUGACUUCCCCCGGAGACAGAUUGCCAAGUGGCACAUACUUUGUGAUGGUUAG
Molecule: messenger RNA, 1278 nt
Organism: Dipodomys spectabilis (banner-tailed kangaroo rat)
Lineage: Eukaryota; Metazoa; Chordata; Mammalia; Rodentia; Heteromyidae
Gene: Syt4
Product: synaptotagmin 4
Exons: 4
Coding region: 1-1278 (425 amino acids)
Biological process (GO): regulation of calcium ion-dependent exocytosis; vesicle fusion; calcium-ion regulated exocytosis
Cellular component (GO): membrane; synapse; axon
Molecular function (GO): calcium-dependent phospholipid binding; calcium ion binding; SNARE binding
Source: RefSeq, a predicted model, not a curated record